Molecule: messenger RNA, 772 nt
Organism: Spizellomyces punctatus DAOM BR117
Lineage: Eukaryota; Fungi; Chytridiomycota; Chytridiomycetes; Spizellomycetales; Spizellomycetaceae
Exons: 4
Coding region: 189-482 (97 amino acids)
Biological process (GO): regulation of transcription by RNA polymerase II; positive regulation of DNA-templated transcription; poly(A)+ mRNA export from nucleus
Cellular component (GO): SAGA complex; nuclear pore; DUBm complex
Molecular function (GO): transcription coactivator activity; chromatin binding
Source: RefSeq, a predicted model, not a curated record
ACGCGUUGUGGGUGAGCGUGGCCUUCAAGGUUCGAGCCAAAACGAUCUGGUUGACGCGCUGAGUUCAACCAAAGGUCGAGUCUACGCAGCAUUCUCGCUAUUGGGUCUGGCCAUUCGUGAGACCAAUUGCACGUUGCCGUAUUGCGCAUCUCCUUGGAAUAUCGUCCAGGCACUCUAGGGAAUGUGCCAUGUUUCAGGACAAGAAUUCCCUUCACUCCGUAAUUGACCAAAAGUUGAUCCGAAGUGGGGAGAAAGACAGACUGAAGGAGUAUUUGCGCCAAAGAUUAAUUGAGUGCGGGUGGCGAGACCAAAUGAAGGCAUACGCAAAGCAGGUCAUAACAUCAAGGCCUCAUGAACAACUGAACGUUGACGAUCUGAUCCAAGAAAUUACACCCAAAGGCCGAGCAAUGGUACCCGAAAACGUCAAGGCGGACUUGCUGCUCAGAAUUCAAAAGACUCUCCAAGAGCAAGAUGUAUCGUAAACCAGAAAUCAUUGUUGCCUUCUAUUCGCCAGUCUACAGGCCGCCUGUUUUUCUCAAUUCACCGUCAAUACUUUGGCAAAUUGAAAGAAGGUGAUAGCUGGCGUUGAACGUGCUCUGGGCGCAAAUCCCGGCAAGAUAUCAGUCUUUCAAUUUGUAUGUUAUACCUUCAAAGUUGUAAGGGUUGGGCGGGUACUUGGAGGUGGUAUCCAGCGAUGGUUCAAUCAGAUUUAAUCGCAUUGGCACCGAUUCAAUACACAUGUCACUGUCUUCUUAAAACGAUACCUUUGAAC